GCCCUUCUCCAUCAUGGCGAAUCCCGCCGCGAACUUGAACGCCGUGAGGGAGACCAUGGAAGUCCUGCUGGAGAUAUCAAGAAUUCUAAACACUGGUUUAGAUAUGGAAACCCUCUCUAUUUGUGUGCGACUUUGUGAACAAGGAAUAAAUCCAGAGGCACUGUCUGCUGUCAUCAAGGAACUGCGCAAAGCCACGGAAGCCCUAAAGGCAGCUGAAAACAUGCCAAGCUGAGUCUGUGGGACAGCAUCUUUGGAUUGAGGCGAAGCUUGAUGUGGGAGGCUAACAGAUGAUUUCAAGGUCGUGUGCUGUUUAGGACUCCAGACAUUAUAGGUUGUGUUGGUUUCUGAAGUCUUCACUGAGGAAGAAAUAUAAUGUAAAUGUGUAUAAAAAUGUUAAAUAUGCUUAUUUACCAAUGAUGUAUCUUUAUUGCACAUGAUGUUU
Molecule: messenger RNA, 442 nt
Organism: Podarcis raffonei (Aeolian wall lizard)
Lineage: Eukaryota; Metazoa; Chordata; Lepidosauria; Squamata; Lacertidae
Gene: MZT1
Product: mitotic spindle organizing protein 1
Exons: 3
Coding region: 14-232 (72 amino acids)
Biological process (GO): mitotic spindle assembly; gamma-tubulin complex localization; microtubule nucleation by interphase microtubule organizing center
Cellular component (GO): interphase microtubule organizing center; centrosome; spindle
Source: RefSeq, a predicted model, not a curated record